AACGGAGCAAAGCAGCAUAGAGACAGCAGCACAGAGGGUAUGGAAAAGCAGCCGGAGAGCUAGAGGGGAACUAGACAGCGUGUUGGCAUCCUCUCUGACGAAAUCCGCGCGAGGCUACUCAAACCUGUCGGCGCGGCUAUCGAUCAAGCUGGUGUAUAUAUAUCUUUGGCACUGUACCCCGGCAAGGCAAGCUGCUGCCGUGUGUGGUGUUUUUGUUCAACACGUCGUCGGUGGCUCAUCAAAGAGAUAGCUGUGUAGAUUGAGCACAGCUUUGCCCGAGGGAGACGGAUGGGCAAUCUCAACAGCAGCUUCUCCGGCGAAAGGGAGGAGCAGGAGCAUGGAAGAACGAGGGCGGAACGGUGGGCUCUCGCCAAGAAGUGUGUUGCGCUUCUGCAGGCAAGUAUCUAUUUUCCGGACACAAACCUAGACACGGUGCUGCUGCUACCGAGAGAGGCGUUUCUUGGUCAUGGACACAUGCCUUCCCACGAGGAGGCCAAGCCACACCUUCGACCGGUGCUAUCGCUUACCGACAAGGCGAAGCACCCCAUGGGGCCGGGCAAGGCGUUGUAUCUCAGCCACUCCCAGGGAGAUCACCUCGAGAAGCGGUGGGUGCCCGGCGACCCUCCAAGGACCGCCAGCGUGGACGAGGCCUCCAAGGCGGCGGCGGCGGCGGCGGCGGCGGCGGCUGGAGCGGUGUCGGUGGCCGUGGCUUGCGCCGCCGCAGGCGCGGCGCAAGCGGCCGCCGGGGCCGUGAUCGCGAAGCGGGCCUCGGCAGCGGGGGAGGCUGCCGACCUCUACGCCACGGCGAGGGCGUUCUUGAUGGAGAACCCCGAGUUCCAGCACAUCUGGGUGAGCGCGGCGUGCAUGCCUCCUCGUCUUCGCGAGCAGAAGUGGCGCGGAGCCGUGCCUUCCGCGGCUGGGUCCAAUAUGUUCGAGCACCUUCACCCGGGGGCUCUGGUGGCGUGCGAUGCGGUGCUCGUGGCCCCUCCGGAGAGGGAAAGCAUGUCGUACAUCGCGGAGCAGAGGGCGCGUUACUCGGACUUGCAGAUGUACAGCACUAGCCCAUGGAAAGCGUUGGAAGGGGUCAUAACGCAGCUCAUGAACAGCGUCAGCUUCUACGCCUUCCGCCUCGGCAAGAAGCUCAUCUUCGCCGGACCCUACCCCGCCUACCCGGAAGAGCCCCAGCCCUCCCCGCUCGACCUCAGGAGGGGCUCCGCCCCGGCGUCGAUCGUCGGAGCCGACAGUCCCGUGGGCGGAAGGAUGGCGACCGAGUCACCUGUAGACAGAGCCAAGGCGGCGGCCAAGCUCAUGUUCUCGAAGGGGACGCGGAUGGGGUGGAACAGCAAGUCGGACAUGAGUGCGGGGGACUCGCUGGAGGAUGGCAGCACGGCGGGAUCGACACCGACAGCUUCGGUGACGACGGCAUCGGUGUCGGACUUCUCCGGGGGUAGGAGCUUUAACGGCGGCGGGGGCGACGUGAGCAGGCGGCGGAGAAGCACGCCGGCGGAGGGGUCGAGAAUAGAGAGAGCCGUUGCGGAGGCGCUGGACAGAUUGGGGAUCAAUGGCACCCUUUCUCCGCCUGAGCGCAACUGGCGGAACGUGCUGCGGCCGUGCUUCAUCCUGAGUCAGACAAGACAGGACGUGGAGAAGUACAGCGACGCGCAGGGCGCGCUCAAGCAGGCCAUGUGCUCGCUCAGCGUCUCCAUAGACCAGGCCGAGGAGUUCUUCCUGGUGUGGAAGCACCUCGCCAUUGUAGGCCCCUCCGCCUCCAACGACCGGCUGGCGGUGCUAAACCUUCUCGUCUUCGCUGUGUCGGUGGCCGACGGCUACUGCUGCCCACGACGGCCGUCCGAUUUCGUGGGCCGUGUGCUGGCGGAGAGCCUCGUCACGCCGGGGCACCUGGACCUGUGGAUGAAGGACCUGUCUCCGGACGAUAGCCGGAACAUCCUUCGAGCAGUCAGCGCCGCCGGCAAGAAGCUCUCGAUCCUGACUGUGGGCAGCUCGCACACCGCGGGCGCGGGGGUGGGCUCUUUCCUGAGGGGACAUCCCUCAUUGAGAGAGCUGGAGCUAGAAUGGGAAGGGGUUCGAGACUUAAAGUCGAUAGCCCAGGCCCUCGGGGAGCACAAGUCCCUCACGAGGCUCAACCUGACCCACAAUGAGAUCGGACCUCGCGGCGCCCUCCAGCUGGCGGCAGCGCUUCGAAAUAACAAGUCCCUGACGGAGCUCGACCUACGCGAGAACAGCCUCGGACCUUCGGGGAUGAAGAGCAUCGCGGAUGCCCUUGCUUCCAACGAAACCAUGCGCACGCUACACUUGCAGGACAACGCGAUCGGAGAUGACGGGGUUAUCGCCAUGACGGAGGCGUUGAUGCGGAACGGGAGGUUGAGAACCGUUUGCCUAGAUGGAAACGAGGUGAGCGACGAAGGAGCUAAGGUGAUCUGCAUCGCCAUCAAGAUGAACCUGGCCCUGAAGAUGCUCAGCCUCUCGAGAAACGCUCUGCCAGAUGAGUCGAAGCGCGCUCUGCAGGACGCGUGGUCGGAAAGAGAGCUAGAGGACGGGGAGUCACGAAGCGGCAUGUUCCUGGACCAAGCGGCGGAGGGCACGGCAUCGGGGCGGGGAUGGAACAGCACCCUGCCCCUCGCCGAAGGCGUGUUUGUCAGCACCAGGCCGGGGCUGGGCCCAGCGGGAAUCGGCGGGGGGAUACUAGUGUCGCCGACUCGCGACCAGCGUCGCAGCAAGACCUUGACGUCGAAGCCGCCAACAGGCUCGUUGGACGAUGGCAACGGGUCGAGGACGGGCGGAGACGAUGGCGGCUUGCUCCCUAGGUUCUCGCGGGUAGGCGAGCAGUUCGCGAGGAAGCCCCUGUGGUGACGUGUGACUUGUAAACAACCCGCGAGCAGGGGUUUUCUGUCGGCCGACCGGCCGACCGGUCGGUCGGUCGUUGCUCGCUUCUUUUUCUGUGCUGUCUCCGAAAGUUUCCUCUGCGUCUUUAUUUUUUGUCUUGGCGCAAGGGUCGAUGUGGCGGUAUGGAUGUUUUUGUCGAAAGAAAAGGAGCGUCGGCGCUCUCCCGCUGGGCGCGCGCCACGGGCAUGCGCAGCUUUGCGAGGCGAGUUCCUUCGGACGAGGAGAGUUAGGGUUAGUUUGUUGUUUUCGUUGCUUCUCUUCUCUUGGUUGUCCAGGCCUCUAAGUUGAGCUAUUAUGGCCGCCAUUGCUCAACGGUAAGUUGCUCUCGUAGGUUCGUGGGCAAGCAGCGAGCGAGCCGGCCUCUCGUCACCUGGCUGCGUUAAAUGCGUUAAAUGCGUUAAAUGCGUUAGAUGCGUGUUGGUGUUGAUUUCCUGGUUAGAUGAUACACGAACGUAUCUCGAGUAAGUACAGGUGCGUUUGGUGUUGAUCUGGUUACCGUUGUUGUUGCUAUUGUUGCUAUGUUGCCAUGUUGUACUAUCGUGUUGUUUUCGGUGGAGUAAGAUAAGAUAAGAUAGGAUAAGAGUAUGUGGGCCUGGUAGCGCCACUCCCUUGUCCGAAUGCACCCCCAGAGAGCAAGCUGAAAGCAAGGCUCGAGGUAGGGUUGGGAAGAGCGAGGGUCACUACUGUGGUUGCUUUGCUAACGGCCGCCGCGGUUGGUUCGUUAGUUGUCGGGGCUUAUUUGCUUUUUGUUGCAUGGUUGUGACGAUGUAGACUGCAACGCUGCCAUAUCAUAUCAUGAUCAUGGCAAGUCAGUCGUGCACGCGCAGUCACCAGGGUUCCUCUCGGCACGGCGUGGCAUCGGGAGGAAAGCCUGUAUCUCAAGAAAAAUUUCGGCGUGAGUUGUGUCAGCGGGGGUUGCCGUCACUCUUUUGGUUUUGUCUGUCUCCGUCUCCGUCUCCGUCUCCGUCUCCGUCUCCGUCUCUGUCUCCCUCUCCUUGAGUUUGUUGGGUUACCGUUACCGUUGCCGUUCUCGUUACCUUUACCGUUGCCGUUGCCGUUACUGCACACCUUGUUGUGGUGUGGGACAAGAAAUGGACAGUGAGCUCGAGACCUUGUCGACCUUUUGUUGGGCGGCGAAUGAGAUGACGAUAUGUAGUGUCACAUGGAAAAGGAGGCGUUGGCAUUGUUCCUUUUGUACUGUACAGUACGUUCUGUUGUAGAUGUUUUAUUUACGCUCGAAAGCGUCGAAAGCGUCGCGUGCCCCGCUACGUCGCGAUGUUGGCCGCUAGCCCAUGUGUCGGCACCGCCACCCUGGGCCCGGAAGCAUCUGCCGCUAACGACCGCGUCCGCGCCUGGUGGUCGGGGGGGCCGGGGUAGAUGGGUAGGUAGGUGGUAGGUGGUAGGCACAUAAGCAAGGCCGGCGGCGAGGAUGAGGGCGGUGGUGGAUGCCUGCUUCACGCGGUGGGUUACGGUAGGCUUUUGGAGCGAGCUUUGGGUUUUGAAGUGAGUUUUACAUGAGAAUGAGCACAGUGCCCUGCUUGCCUGACGUUGGGUUAUUUGGGUCUGCGUGUCAGAAUGUUUUUUGGGGAGGUUCGAGCCCUUUAGAUGCACUAGUAUCGUAAUUAGCAAUCGCAAGGUAAGGUAGGGAUCUGGUUCUAUGUGAAUUGUGCGUGGGUGGGGUGGGUCCAGGCUGCACGAUGUGUUACGCGAUGUUUUUGGUAGCUCCAUAGUCCACCUCCACGGUGUCUCUUUGUGUGUCGUUGGGUGUGUCCGAAUACCAUGCGGUAUACGGCAUGUAUGAUAUGUUUGAGAUUUUUCAUGGAUUUCGCUGCUUGGCGUUUCCCUUCUUAUACGGUACGGUACGGUCCUCCCGGUAGGGAAACAUGUAUUGCUUGCCGGGUCGUCAUUUGAGGUCGCGUGGUGUGGUGCUUGAAAGUCGAAAAAGGGGCCGUACAUUCCGUACCGUAGAUUCAUUCAUGCGGGUCUCCUUGGUUGUUCGUAGGAGACGUACGAGACGUACGCGUGCUUCCUGUUUUGUAGCAGUGUGCAAGGAGCAAACCGUGCAGCAUGUGGUUGCGGCAUAGGUCUACGUGCAAUGCGUGGGGGGGAGGUGUGCAGCUGUGGGCAAGCGCUGGUGGUCGGCGUGGAGCGAUUGUUUUCUCUGGCGUCUAUUCUAGUCUAUUUCAACACACAUGCACGGGAACACUAUUUGUUGCUGUCGUAACGUAAUAAGCGGGCUUUCUUUUGUCCUCUUCGAUUUCUCUUGACCCCAGAUAGUCCAACUCCUUCGCGUCUUGUGCACCAGCCGCACACUUUUACUUGGUCUUGAGUCCUUUCUUUUUCUCGUUCUUUUCUUUUUCAAUGAAGUACCCCGUAGUAUUUUGUUGUGGGCAGGUUAGGUUUUCUUUGGUACCGGGUCUUCGUACGAUGUACGAUGUGCUUGUUUGUUUGCCGAUUUAGAUCGGUGACGCCGUCAAGACAUUGUGUCCUGCUGAUCGCCGCGGAGCAUGCGGCGGCUGUUGGGCUCUGUUGCCUGCCCCAUUAGCUGCCCAUCGGCGCAUAUACCUUACACUAGUUAUGGUAGCAUCGUCUCGUGAAACUAGAGGUAGUGUUUUCGGGAGCAAAGGACAGGGUAACUAAGAUACCAUCCAUCUGGCGGUCGGUGAUUCAUCGCCCUCGUUUAAUCAUCUUUACCUUGG
Ectocarpus sp. CCAP 1310/34 is the source of this 5603-nucleotide messenger RNA. NCBI's taxonomy places the organism in Eukaryota, Phaeophyceae, Ectocarpales, Ectocarpaceae. The record is from the annotation of a GenBank genome assembly.